Hippopotamus amphibius kiboko is the source of this 2751-nucleotide messenger RNA. RefSeq names its product tubulin tyrosine ligase like 8 (gene TTLL8). Gene Ontology annotation, molecular function: protein-glycine ligase activity, initiating. Gene Ontology annotation, biological process: cilium assembly; protein polyglycylation; cilium movement. The transcript has 13 exons. Lineage: Eukaryota; Metazoa; Chordata; Mammalia; Artiodactyla; Hippopotamidae. The record is from RefSeq and is a predicted model, not a curated record. The coding region runs from base 1 to 2751 and encodes 916 amino acids. Gene Ontology annotation, cellular component: cilium.
AUGCCCCGCGCCCCACGCCCCGGCCCCGGCUCCGGCCGCGGCCGCGGCUCACACUGCAGCCCCUGCCCAGGGCCCUGCCUGGGUGCCCCCGACCGCGGCCCACGGGACCCCACGCCCCCCACGGCCCCCGCGCGCCGCAGUCCCCGGAGCCGCCGUCGGAGCCAAGCCCGGAGCCGCCCCGGGAGCCGCCCGCGCAGCCCCACGCCCCGCGCCGCCCGCCGCCAGCGCCCCCGGGCUGCACAAUGCGCCGCGCGGCCGGGGCCCGUCGCCCCGGGCAACCGCAGGACGCGGGGCAGCGCGCCAGGGGGCGGGGGCGCGCGGCCCGGCCCGGGCGCCCGGACGGCGGAGGGGAGCAAGGGCGCGGUGCCCGAGGCCGAGCCCCGGAUGGAACCCGGGGAAGGGAAGCGGCUCCCGGCCACGUCGUCGGAAGGGGAGCGGCGAGGAGACCGCAAAUUAAAACGAGGAAUUUCCCAAGACUUGAUUUCUUCCCCCGAAUUGGACAAAUACAAAAUAGCGAGACAGUUAACGGAAAAGGCAAUUAAGGAAAAGAAGAUCUUCUCCAUCUACGGACACUACCCGGUGAUCCGGGCCGCCCUGCGGAGGAAGGGCUGGGUGGAGAAGAAGUUCCACUUUCUGCCCAAGGUCGUUCCGGGUGUCGAAGACGAAGGGGCAGGGGUGCCGGAAAACAAACGUGCCGAAGGCAAAGAAAAUCAAGAAGUGGCUUUGGAGGAAACAAACGACAUCCACGAUGUGAUGUCCAGGUUGGUGAAAAAUGAAACACCGUACUUUCUCUGGACCAUCAAAAGGGACAUCAUUGACUUUCACAGCUUGAGCUGUGGCCAGAUGCUGAAUCACUACAGGAAGACGGCAUCCUUCACCACCAAGAUCGGGCUGUGCGCCAGCAUGCGGAGCCUGCCGUGGUACGUCCAGGCCGACCCCGACUCCUUCUUCCCGCGCUGCUACGGCCUCCGCACCGAGAGCGAGAAGCAAGAGUUCCUGGACGACUUCCGGCGCACGGUGGCCUCCAGCAUCCUCAAGUGGGUGGUCAGCCACCAGGACUGCAGCAGGAGCAGACCCAGGAGCCGGAGGGAGGAGGCCGGCGACUGUGACCCCAGCAGCAGGAAAGUUCCCCAGAGCACAGGAUCGAGGCUCACGGGCCUCUCAGGGCAGCUUGUGGACGUCGCCUGCAAGGUGUGCGAGGCCUACCUGGGGCGGCUGCAGCACGAGGACAUCGACCUGUCUGAGAACGCCGCCGCGGACCUCACGGAGGACGAGUGGGAGGACCUGACCCAGCAGUACUACUCACUCAUUCACGGCGAGGCGUUCAUCUCCAGUUCGAGAAAUUACUAUGCGCAGUGCCACGCUCUGCUGAGCAAAAUCACCUCUGUGAACCCACAGACGGAGAUCGACGGGCUUCGGAACAUCUGGAUCGUAAAACCCGCGGCCAAGUCCCGGGGCCGAGACAUAGUGUGCAUGGAGCACGCGGAGGACAUCCUGGAGCUGGCGGCUGUGGACCCGCCCCCCGCCAAGGGCAGCAGCUGGGUGGUGCAGAAGUACAUCGAGACGCCGCUGCUCAUCUACGAGACCAAGUUCGACAUCCGGCAGUGGUUCCUGGUCACCGACUGGAACCCGCUGACCAUCUGGUUCUACAAGGAGAGCUACCUGCGGUUUUCAACGCAGCGCUUCUCCCUGGACAAGCUGGACAGCGCCAUCCACCUGUGCAACAACUCCAUCCAGAAGCACCUGAGGAACGACAAGGACCGCAGCCCCCUGCUGCCACGUCACAACAUGUGGACCAGCACCCGGUUCCAGGAGUACCUGCAGAAGAGGGGCCGCGGGGCCGUGUGGGGCAGCGUCAUCUACCCGUCCAUGAAGAGGGCCAUCACCAACACCAUGAAGGUGGCCCAGGACCGCGUGGAGCCGCGCAAGAACAGCUUCGAGCUGUACGGCGCAGACUUCGUCCUCGGGCACGACUUCAAGCCCUGGCUCAUCGAGAUCAACUCCAGCCCCACCAUGCGCGCGUCCACGCCCGUCACGGCCCAGCUCUGCAUGCAGGUGCAGGAGGACACCAUCAAGGUGGUGGUGGACCGCAGGGUCGACCAGAACUGUGCCGUCGGCAACUUCGAGCUGCUCUGGAGACAGCCUGCAGUGGAGCUGCCCCCUUUCCAGGGCUCCGACCUCUUUGUGGAAGGCGUGGGCAUGAGGAAAGCCAAGAAGCAGAUGCCGCCCAUCUCCAGCUUUGACUUUGCGUCUCCGCUCUCGAGCAGUCAUCCACUGAGAGAGAAGCGCCCCUCGGCCAUGCCAGACCUGGCUCUGGAACCCCCACGCGCGGCUCUCCAGCAAGACUUGAGACGGAAAGACGCAAAGGUACUUCCUCGCACCUUGGCUGUGCCCUUAAAGAGGCUGGUGGAGACGAGAGCGAACGUAAAGUGCGACCGCAGGGAGUCUGGCGGGAAGAUGGAGCGCCCCACCUGCACCUUUCAGCCCCUAGACGCCAAGGCCCCGAGCACGGCUCUCGCCCAGGCCGAUUCCCGCAGCCGCCCGGAUCCAAGUGUCUUAAGGGCGCGCCCACGGCCGUCCGUGCUCCCGGGCGUGAAGACGGUGGCGGGAGCGCCGCCUCGGCCGCCCAGACCAGCAGGUAACAGCGCGGGGCUCGCCCCCGUCCAAGCCCCGGGUCUGCCGGGGCUGCCUGCUCUGCCUGCUCUGCAGCCUCUGGGGCGGGGCGGGGCCUCGGCUGCGGGCCCGGCCUGA